ACCCUAGAACCCUAGAUCGCGCCGCACCGUAGAAAAUCCCCCCCUCCUUCCUCCCUUCCUCGAGGUCUCUCCGCGCGCCGUCGGCGAUCUCCAUACCCCGUUCGCCGUUAAAUUCUGCAGAUUCGUACCUCCGCAACAAAACGAUGUCCGCCGGCGAGCUCGCCUGCACCUACGCCGUCCUGAUCCUCCACGACGACGGCAUCCCAGUCACCGCGGAGAAGAUCGCUGCUCUGGUCAAGUCGGCGAACGUCAGCGUCGAGUCGUACUGGCCGGGCCUGUUCGCCAAGCUGGCCGAGAAGAGGAACGUCGGAGACCUCAUCACGAACGUCGGGUCCGGCGGUGGGGCCGCUGCCGUGGCCGUCGCCGCGCCCGCCGGUGGGGCCGCUCCCGCCGCCGCCGCCCCGGCCGCCGAGGAGAAGAAGGAGGAACCGAAGGAAGAGAGCGAUGAUGACAUGGGAUUUUCCUUGUUUGAUUAGGAGCAUUUUGGUCUGUUAGAAAUUCCACUGGAGUUAUCUCUUGCUUUCGAAUUUUGUUCAUGUCUUACAAAGUUCGUCACAGUUUUCUGCUCCUUAGAUGCCAUUGCAGCUUCGGUUAUAUAUCAGAUAUGUGGAAUUACACUGCAUUUUAGCUCUAAGCACUUUGGUUUAACAUAGGAAUAAAUCCACAACCCAUUUUUGUUUUUCAAAUCAAAUGUAUGCUGAGAUUGACGUU
This is a messenger RNA of Eucalyptus grandis, 711 nucleotides long. RefSeq names its product 60S acidic ribosomal protein P1. The record is from RefSeq and is a predicted model, not a curated record. Bases 144 to 476 code for a protein of 110 amino acids. NCBI's taxonomy places the organism in Eukaryota, Viridiplantae, Streptophyta, Magnoliopsida, Myrtales, Myrtaceae. Gene Ontology annotation, biological process: cytoplasmic translation; translational elongation. The transcript is spliced from 3 exons. Gene Ontology annotation, cellular component: ribosome; cytosolic large ribosomal subunit. Gene Ontology annotation, molecular function: protein kinase activator activity; ribonucleoprotein complex binding; structural constituent of ribosome.